AUGGCUUUUCCAUUACGUAGCUCAUCCUUUUUGUUGCCUCUUCUGAUAGUGAUCACAUUCACUACAGCACCCUCAUCAGGGAACCCAGAUUUGAAGGUGAGCAAUAGCACGAUUAAAGCUGUUUGUUCUAAGACCCUCAACCCUCCCUUCUGUUUGGAUCUUCUACAUUUCUACGCCGAUCAUCCCCACGAGAGAAGCCUCAAAGACCUUGCCCGGAUCACCAUUUGCUUGGCGCAUUCCAAUGCCACGGCAACUCGUGACCUUCUCCACAGACUGAUCCAACACACCGAUAAUCCUCGGCUGAAGGAACGCUACACCUCAUGUUCCAAAAACUAUGUUGACUCUGUCGGUGACAUGGAGCAAGCCAAAAAGAGCUUGAAAUCCAGUAACAAGAAUGGUCUAAGAGAUGCUGUGGCGGGUGCCAUGGGAGAAGUUAAUGCUUGUGGAGAAAGCUUCGGGCAACCCCCAGCUGAUCCAUCCACACUCCCUAAAAGCAACCAGAAACUGUUACAUCUUUGUAGUAUCAUUUUGGUCAUGUCCAAAUUUCUGCUCUGA
Messenger RNA from Alnus glutinosa, 555 nucleotides. Its product is annotated as pectinesterase inhibitor. NCBI's taxonomy places the organism in Eukaryota, Viridiplantae, Streptophyta, Magnoliopsida, Fagales, Betulaceae. Gene Ontology annotation, molecular function: pectinesterase inhibitor activity. Gene Ontology annotation, biological process: negative regulation of catalytic activity. The transcript has a single exon. Bases 1 to 555 code for a protein of 184 amino acids. The record is from RefSeq and is a predicted model, not a curated record.